AUGCCUUCCCGUAGAAGAACUCUCCUCAAAGUCAUCAUCCUCGGCGAUAGCGGGGUUGGGAAGACCUCCUUGAUGAAUCAAUAUGUUAAUAAGAAGUUUAGCAACCAGUACAAGGCGACCAUUGGUGCCGAUUUCUUGACCAAGGAAGUGCAAUAUGAAGACCGGCGUUUCACUUUACAGAUAUGGGACACAGCUGGUCAGGAAAGGUUCCAGAGCCUUGGCGUAGCGUUUUAUCGUGGUGCUGAUUGCUGUGUACUUGUUUAUGAUGUCAACUCCGCGAAAUCAUUUGAGGAUCUCAACAACUGGAGGGAAGAGUUUCUGAUCCAGGCAAGUCCUUCAGAUCCAGAGAACUUUCCCUUUGUUGUUAUCGGUAAUAAGAUCGAUAUAGAUGGUGGAAACAGUCGAGUGGUUUCAGAGAAGAAGGCUCGAGCUUGGUGUGCUUCAAAGGGAAACAUCCCAUACUAUGAAACCUCUGCCAAAGAAGGCACCAAUGUAGAAGACGCUUUCUUGUGCAUAACCAAGAACGCAAUGAAGAGUGGAGAAGAGGAAGAAAUGUACAUGCCAGACACAAUUGAUGUUGGAACCACCAAUGCACAGAGGUCAACAGGGUGUGAAUGCUAA
This is a messenger RNA of Microthlaspi erraticum, 621 nucleotides long. Lineage: Eukaryota; Viridiplantae; Streptophyta; Magnoliopsida; Brassicales; Brassicaceae. The record is from the annotation of a GenBank genome assembly.